AUGACAGUUAUAAAAAGGUACGUCCUAAGGCUGUUCAUGUCGAUCAAGUACAUAACAGCAAACGUAAUCGACAGAAACAACGGGAGAGUAGUGACGACAGCUUCAACCGUAGAGCACGCAAUCAAGAACUCGCUAGAGUGUGGACGUACCUCCAACGCCAAAGCCGCGGCCAUCGUUGGAGAGGUUUUGGCGAUGAGGCUGAAAGUGGAAGGGCUCCAAGACGGGCAAGGAAGAGGUAUCCACGCCGAUGUCAAGAAAGAAAUCGAGAAGAAAGGUUUCAAGAGUCGUACCAAGGUUUGGGCUGUGAUUAACUCGUUGAGAAACAAUGGUGUUACACUCAUUCUUGACGAUUAUGAUGAUGACAAUGAUGGUGAUAAGGAUUAUCGUGAUCGUUCUUUCGAGGGUCAUCGAUAA
This is a messenger RNA of Microthlaspi erraticum, 414 nucleotides long. Lineage: Eukaryota; Viridiplantae; Streptophyta; Magnoliopsida; Brassicales; Brassicaceae. The record is from the annotation of a GenBank genome assembly.